AUGAUAGAGGACCAAGUGCAUCAACAUCCGGUACGACUACCUCCCGACAAACACGCCCAUAUCGAUGUUACAGGAGCCAAAAUUGAAAAGUAUGUUCAACGAUUAACAAUAUUUCAUUUUCAAUCACAAGUCUCAUGCGCAACUUGCAUACCCUCGAGUCGUGCACGAUAAUAAAAUAAAUUGUGAAUCGAUGGAUCACGUAAACCAUGAACUUCAACGAACUACUCUCUGAACAGAAUUAAGACAUAACUGUCGAUUCGAUCACGUUCUUGCAUUGGAAUUCGAUUUUUUUCGCAUUCAUGUAGAUACGUGUACACGUUGCAAAUGUACGACGUACAUUUCUUACAUUAAUUUCGUUUUUUCUUGUCUCGACAGUGAUCAAUGUCAAGAACCUCUGCUUUCCGAAAAGCAAACUUCCCACAGGCUAAUGUCAGCUCGUGCUCGUUCGCGCACUAUCUCAGAAUCAACAAUCGGAAACGCGAUCAUGGGCACAACUUCGGCCACGAGUACGAAUAUGGUCGCGGUGACGGCUAUGGGAACGGGCACGAAUGCGAACGCAUGGAUGGACACCGUUGUCGGGGUGAAUACCACCAGCGAAUCCGCCGACAAAUCGGCCGACGAGGAUUGCGUCGAGGUGCCGAUAUUCGACGAAGGAACCACGGACAGCGGCCGCCUUCCCGACGUCGUCGCUGAAAUUUACGGCGUAAACGAGGAUGAACCCCUUGAAUCGUACUUGGCGAUCACUAUCCAAGUUUUUAUACCGUUUCUUAUUGCCGGCCUUGGCAUGGUUGGAGCUGGAUUAGUUCUAGACUUGGUUCAACAUUGGGUUGUGUUUGAAAAAGUGAGCGAACUUAUCAUUCUGGUGCCAGCACUGUUGGGUUUGAAAGGGAAUUUGGAAAUGACUCUCGCAUCCCGCCUUUCGACUCAGGCAAAUCUCGGACACAUGGACACGCCGAAAGAACAAUGGCACAUGAUCGUUGGAAAUCUCGUUUUGAUUCAAGUGAGUCUUGAUUCACAUUCUAUUUCUGAUUUUUCCUUGUUCUUUCAUUUUUAUUUCCCCCUAUCCCUAUGGCCAAGCUUUUCAGUGAUAUUUUUUUAUGCAAUCAUUGCUUCUGCCGUUCGGUGUGAUAUUUGUGUAAAGAAGAUCAGUUCGUGUUGGCAGUGCCAGGCGAUAGUGGUUGGAUUUCUGGGCUCUGUGGUGGCGAUCGUCAUGGGAGCGUUCCGAAAUGGUACCAUCUCGCUGGAUCAUGCAUACCUGUUGUGUGCAAGCAGCCUAGUUACCGCGUCCCUGGCAUCAUUCGUCCUCGGAUUGAUAACCGCAGGUGUGAUUGUUUUCUCCCGUCAUUGUCAUAUAAACCCGGACAACGUUGCCACACCGAUCGCCGCGAGUCUCGGCGACAUCACCUCCUUAGCUUUACUCUCUUGGAUAUCGACGAUUCUCUACGAAUCGAUAAAUAAGCAAGACUGGGUCGCGCCCCUGGUGAUUGCUUGCUAUAUCCUCAUCACGCCGCUCUGGGUAUGGAUCGCCAAGAGAAACAAGCACACCAACGACGUUCUUUACUCCGGAUGGACUCCUGUAAUGAUUGCUAUGUUGAUCAGCAGAAGGCACGAACCGACUAUUAAAGUGAACACGAACGACCGCUGUUGUUGGCCAAGCAGUUGCGGUGGUCUGAUACUCGAAUUCAUGGUGUCGCGAUUCGAAAACCUGACCGUUUUCCAACCGGUGAUCAAUGGCGUCGGCGGAAAUUUGGUAGCCGUACAAGCAAGCAGGAUAUCAACAGCCCUCCAUAAACAAGCCGAGCUGGGAACACUCCUAAUACCACCGGGUCACACGCAUCCUGUUAUCUUCAUUACGCCUAUUGCUAAUUUCUUUGGCAAAGGGCAUAUAAUUUUCAUUUACCUGAUUAAUUAUAUGAAGGACGGCAACACUUCGCUAACGCCACUCUUCGUUUUUGUUUACCUGUGUGCCGCCAUGCUGCAGGUGGCCGCUCUCUUGUACAUUGCUUACAUAAUGAUACAUUGGAUGUGGAAACGAAAAAUCGAUCCCGACAAUUCAGCAAUUCCGUAUCUGACGGCAAUGGGAGAUCUAUUAGGCAUUAGUUUAUUGGCAAUUGCUUUCCAAUUCCUCUAUCUCGUCGGAGAUCAAGAUUCCGAUCAAACGAUCGCUCCGUGA
Molecule: messenger RNA, 2173 nt
Organism: Heterotrigona itama
Lineage: Eukaryota; Metazoa; Arthropoda; Insecta; Hymenoptera; Apidae
Source: the annotation of a GenBank genome assembly